This is a messenger RNA of Polistes canadensis, 1556 nucleotides long. Its product is annotated as probable cytochrome P450 6a14. The record is from RefSeq and is a predicted model, not a curated record. The transcript is spliced from 6 exons. Lineage: Eukaryota; Metazoa; Arthropoda; Insecta; Hymenoptera; Vespidae. Bases 1 to 1539 code for a protein of 512 amino acids. Gene Ontology annotation, molecular function: heme binding; monooxygenase activity; oxidoreductase activity, acting on paired donors, with incorporation or reduction of molecular oxygen.
AUGGCGAUUUUUUGGAUAUUAUCAGAGCUAAUCUGUGUUUUGAUUUUCAUCAUUAUUGGAACAUAUUUGUAUUACAAAAUAUAUGUUUUCAACUUUUGGAGUAAGAGAGGUGUACCUUACGUGAAACCAAUGUUUCCCGUUGGAAAUCUUCUCGAUGCUAUACUCAAAAGAAAAAUAUUCGGCGAAAUCUUUGCUGAGAUUUACUUCAAGUACAAAAAGUUUCCCUAUAUUGGUACAUUCUCGAUGUACAAACCAAAUCUCGUGAUCAAUGAUCCAGAUUUGAUACGUUUCGUGUUGGCGCAAGGAUUUACAAAUUUUCAAGAUCAUGGAUACUACUGCAACGAAAAGGAUGAUCCGCUUUCGGGAAAUUUGCUUUUAUUGCAUGGGAAAAAAUGGAGAAAUAUGCGCUUACGCUUAUCGCCAACUUUUAAUACGAACGGAAAGAUCAAAUAUAUGUUUGCAAUUUUACGAGACAAAGGAUACGCUUUAGAAGAAUUUCUCGCGUAUAAAGCCGAAAAUAAAAAUGAAAUCGAGAUAAAGGAUAUUGCUUGUAGUUUUUUCAUAGACGUCAUAAUGUCGACUGCCUUUGGGAUAGAAAGCAAUUGUCUUAAGGACCCAAAAUCCGAAUUUAAUCGCUCUGGUAGAAUGUUUUUUUCUACGAAUCUUUUAAAAAAUGUUAUGAUGUUAUUUACCCCUAAAAUAUUGGAUAUAUUUUCAAUACCUGUUAUCGGCAAAAAUAUAUCCGAAUUUUUCAUAAACGUUUUUAAGACCACCGUGGAGUAUCGAAAAGUGAAUAACAUUGUUAGAGACGAUUUCUUAAAUUUGAUAAUACAAAUGAUAGAGAACGGAUAUGUCGAAUAUGAUGAAGGAAAAAAACCUAAUGUACAGAAAAAAGUAAAAAAAUUCACCAUGUUAGAAGGGGUAGCACAUUCAUAUGGUUAUUAUUUGGCUGGCUUUGAGUCUCCAUCAACUACGCUUACUUUCUGUCUUUAUGAGUUAGCCUUGAAUCAAGAUAUUCAACAAAAAGUACACGAUGAGAUUGAUAUGAUUUUAGAGAGACACGACGGCAUUACUAACGAAGCUAUUAACGAAAUGUCUUAUCUUCAAAUGGUUAUAUUAGAAACAUUGAGGAAAUAUCCAACAUUGCCAAUUUUAAAUCGCAUUUGUAAUAAAGAUAUCGAAUUGCCAAAUUAUAAUAUCGUCGUACCCGUAGGCACUAUAAUGUUAAUUCCUGUGCUUGGAAUACAAAGAGAUCCUGAAUAUUAUCCGGAACCGAAUAAAUUUAUUCCGGAACGAUUUACGGACGAAGAAAUUCGUUCUAGGAAUCAAUAUACUUACAUGCCAUUUGGGGAGGGACCAAGAAUAUGUCCUGGUAUACGAUUUGGAAUAGUGGAAAUGAAAAUAGCCCUUGUAAAUGCGUUGAGAAAGUACGAAUAUUUCCCAGGGUCGAAUACUCCAACUGAAAUCAAAUAUUUGAAACGAGGUUUUACGUUAAGUCCAGAAAAUGGAAUACAUUUACAAAUUCAAUUGAGAAACUAACCAACUCAUAUGUUAUC